AUGGCAGAAUCAAUUCUCAUCGAUAUGUCUAAUUCACUGCUUGGGAAGGUAGCUUCUUAUGCUUGUCAAGAAGCUUAUCUAGCCUAUGGUGUGAAAGACAAUCUACAACGUUUCAAAGAAUCUUUGACAAUUGUCAGAGGUUAUCUAGUGGAUGCUGAGUCCAAGAAGGACAAGAGUCAUGCUUUGCGUGAAUGGCUGAAGCAGAUUCAAAACAUUUGCUUUGAUGCUGAUGACAUAUUUGAUACAUUUGAGUUGCAACACAAGAGGAAGCAAAUUAUCAAAUCCUCUGGAAGCAUCAGAAAGAAGGUAGGCCACUUUUUUUCUAAAUAUAGUCCAAUUAUAUUCCUUCCUGGGAUGGGACAUCAAAUCAAAGAGAUUAGGGAAAGAUUGGAUAAGAAAGCAGCCGAGGGGAUAACGUAUGGGCUUACUAGUAUUCCCGAACCUGUCAUGCGGGAAAGAGAAACGACUUAUCCAGACGUUAAUGUUUCAAGUGUAAUAGGAAGGGAUGAUGAUAAAGAUAAAAUUAUCAAGCUGUUGAUGCAACCUUUUCCUCAGGGUGGAAAUGAUGGUGAUAAAAGCAUGUGUGUCAUUCCCAUUGUAGGAAUGGGAGGAUUAGGAAAGACCACACUUGCAAAGUUGGUGUUCAAUGAUGACACAGUGGAUCAACUUUUCCAAUUGAAGAUGUGGGUGUGUGUCUCUCUUAACUUUGACAUCAAGCAGAUAAUCAUUGAAAUCAUCAAGGCUGCCAGUACUUCAGAUUCUAAAGCAGCUUCAGCCCCAACGACCAGUCUCAUUCCCCCAGAAAACUUCAACAACUUAAAUAUUGUGCAACUAACACAUCUUAUGAAACAAAAACUUUCCGGUCAAAUUUUUUUACUUGUGUUAGACGACAUAUGGAAUGAAGAUCGUGAAAAGUGGAUUCAGUUGGAAGAUUUGCAAAAGUUGGCGCACCAGGAAGCAAAAUUGUAG
Messenger RNA from Lathyrus sativus (Indian pea), 969 nucleotides. The record is from the annotation of a GenBank genome assembly. NCBI's taxonomy places the organism in Eukaryota, Viridiplantae, Streptophyta, Magnoliopsida, Fabales, Fabaceae.